Molecule: messenger RNA, 655 nt
Organism: Xenopus tropicalis (tropical clawed frog)
Lineage: Eukaryota; Metazoa; Chordata; Amphibia; Anura; Pipidae
Gene: ndufa7
Product: NADH:ubiquinone oxidoreductase subunit A7
Exons: 4
Coding region: 220-567 (115 amino acids)
Biological process (GO): ATP synthesis coupled electron transport
Cellular component (GO): mitochondrial inner membrane
Source: RefSeq, a predicted model, not a curated record
UUGAAACUGGCGUGUUUUAGCCGACGGGUGAUGAUUUUUUAAUCAUUAAAAAAUGACUGUAAUUACAAAAACAUAUUAAUGAUGCAGUUUGCGGGUUUAUUCAUUUAAUACGGUCGACUUAUCACGCUUACAGCAGCGUCUUUAUAAGGCAUCAAGGGUGCACGGCCUGUGCUUUCAUUAGAACAGCUCACAGCUCCUCCCCUGCCCUUGACAACGAAGAUGGCGAGCGCAACCAAAUUCAUCCAGAGGUUAAGGAACUUGGCGUCAGGGAAAGAUCUUCAGGCAAAACUACAGCUUCGUUACACUGAAAUUUCAAAGAGGACUCAGCCACCCCCAAAUUUGCCUGUUGGCCCUAGUCACAAGUUAGCAGACAACUACUAUUGCACAAGAGAUGGGAGAAGAGAAUCCUACCCUCCCCUUGUUAUAAUGUCUCCAUACAAGGCUCUGCCUUCUGGAGGUCAGGCUUCAGGCACUGAGACAGCAAUAGCAAAAGCAGCAAGAAACGCAGUGACUCCUGGGUCUCCUCCUCCCAAAAUGGAAUUAUCUAAAGAUGAACCAUAUCUCUGAGUUAAAUAUGGAAGACUGUUUAGCAAAUACACUUUAAUGUAUAUAGAAAUUUGCCUGCAUAAAUAAAGAAUUUCUUCCCACAAAUCCA